AUAAAUUUUGUAAGGGAUGGAUGCCUCAAUGACCUUUGAGAAAAUGCAUUAUGAAUUCUUUAUUCAUAAUCGAAAAGUUGGUUGGUGGCUUUCAAAGCAAAGUAAUUUUAAUAUGAAAUUUAUUCAAAAUGUGGAUGGAUAGACUUUGUUCCAUGAUUUUUGUAAGGGUGGCCCAAAAAGGUUGGAUGAUUCCUUAAUGUGAAAGCUAGUUUUUGACCCUAGUCCCUAAAUGCUAUUAUCUAUUUUGCUUUGAUGGUCCCUUAGUCCCUAAAUGCAGUUUUGGAACUACAAUAUGAAGUGAUUUUGCAAAUGCCACUGGUAUAAGAUUUGUGUUGAUAAUUUUAAAUGUAAGUAUUCGAUUUAGUAACUGAAAAAAGGUAGAACCUUAUCCAUUUUUAUUAUUCUUGAUCAUUUAAUAAGAUUCAAUCUUCUGCUUGAUAAAUACAAAACCUUUUAUUGCUGAACAUAGCAGUGUACAAGUUCAACGGUGAUUUGGAAACCGAAAUCUGUAAUAGCAGCCUGUCAUUAUUUUAGAUUCAUUAUGAGACCACUGUCUAUAUGUGGAGAGACUCUAGAGAGAUGAUUGAAGCUUUGGUUACAGGAUAGAAACUAGGGAACAAUAACAGGUGCUCUGAACUUUCUAUUGAAUCCCAGCUUUCAAGGUUGAUUUGUUAACUGGCAGGCAUUUUAUGUCCGAAGUAAAUGUGGGAACAAGUUUUCUUAAUAUGGUAAUUCUAUGAUUUGAGCUGCCUAUCCCCCCUAUAUGCAUGGUGUACAAUCAGUUGAAAUUAUAUGUGCUGGAAAUAUUGAUAAAACAGUUGAAAUUUGGUCAAGGUGCCUGUUAGAUGAGUAUGAAGGGAAAUCUUAUGUUGACCUUCUUCAGGAUUUGAUGGAAAAAACUAUUGUUCUUGCCUUGGCAACUGGGUAGAAGCGCUUUAGUGCCUCUCUGUGCAAGCUCUUUGAGAAAUAUGCUGAAAUCUUAGCAAGUCAAGGGUUGCUGACCACAGCAAUGGAGUAUCUAAAACUUUUGGGUUCUGAACAACUUUCGACAGAACUUGUGAUAUUGAAGUACCGAAUUGCACUGUCCACGGAACCUGCUCCGACGAUUUCAACUGUUUAUCUUGGGCGAGAAACGGUUCUUCUUCUGAAGGUUUUUCUCUUGGUCUCGUUGCUGGUGAAUUAUUCGAUGGAAACAUUGAUAUCUGGAAUCCUCUCACUCUGAUACGCUCGGACAAAAAUGAACGUUCUCUUGUUGGACACCUUAUAAGGGACCGGUUCGUGGACUUGAGUUUAAUACAAUUGCACCCAAUCUUCUUGCAUCUGGGGCUGAGGAUGGUGAAAUUUGCAUAUGGGAUUUGGCCAAUCCUUCAGAGCCUACACAUUUUCCACCGUUAAAGCUCAAAAUUUUUUUUGCCUCUGGUGUUUAGUCACCCCUUCUUUUGAUGGAUUAAUAUGCUCUUAAUCUUUAAAUAUAUGGCUCUAUAAUUUGAUAUUUUUACACAUAUAGUGUUUAUGAUCACUGUGCAGGGUAGUGGCUCUGCUUCCCAGGGGGAAGUUUCAUUCUUAUCUUGGAAUAGUAAAGGGCAACACAUAUUAGCAUUCACUUCAACCUUUAUAUUUUUUUCUCAUUGUUGUAUUGUUCGUUGGGAUGAUAAUUUUUUUUUUUGUUUAUUUUUUAAAAUUUUGGUUUUAUUCUCCAGUGGUUUGGGACCUAAAGAAGCAAAAGUCAGUGAUAAGCUUUGCAGACUCAGUUAGACGGCGGUACUCAGCUUUGCAGUGGAAUCCUGGUGUUGCUACACAACUUGUUGUUGCAUCAGAUGAAGACGGAUCUCCUUCUAUAUGGGUAUAGUCUCUGCAGAUUGUCUGCAGAUUAAGGAGUUUGUGGGGCACACUAGAGCUGAACUUCUCAAGUACUGCUGUAGCACCUCCUCCCGUGAGAACUUUUGAUCCUCAAACUCCUCCUGUGCUUAAAAACGUGGAGUGUUAUCAGCAGCCCACAUUGGGUUCUCAAUUGUAUAAUACUUUUCAACGAGACAUCGGAAGCACUGGGAGGUCCACGUGCAAAUGUACCAAAGAAGCGGGAGAUAGAAGACAACUCAAAGAAACUUGGUGGGUUGUUUGCGAAAUUGAACAGUGGGGAUAUCUCCAAAAAUGUUUCUGAUAAGCUCCUUCAGCUUUGUCAGGCGAUAGACAUUGGUGAUUUUAUGAAUUCUCUUCAAAUUCAGAUGGUAUUGGAAAGAUUUCCGCUUUCAUUGGAUUGGAAAAAUGGAGGGAAAAUCUUUUGAAGGGGAUUAAGCAAUAAUUCCAAGAAACAGUGCUUGAAAUUUCAGUAGAUAGAAUGAGUUGACAGUUCAGGUUGCUCACCUGAAGAUGCAAAUGACAUUGAUAGCAUAAUUGAAUCCGUUAAAGGUAUUGAAAUUACACCAGCGAGGAUUAGAGGAUUUUUACAUAAAGUUAGUUGGGAUAGAUUGGCUUCUAUGUAUGUUGCUGGUCGUACUGGUGGUGAAUGUGAAUCAAGGUGGUUGAAUUGUGAAGACCCUUUGAUCAACCAUGGCCCAUGGACUUUAGAAGAGGAUAGGUCUCUUUUGACUAUUGUCCAAGAGAAGGGCAUCAGGAACUUGUUUGAUAUUGCUGUAUCAUUGGCCACAAACAGGAUUCCAUUUCAAUGUUUGGCACGAUUCAAAAGGAGCUUAAAUUCUUCGAUGAUAAAUAGUGAAUGGACUGAGGAAGAAGAUGCCCAACGUUGUUCUGCUGUUGCAUAUUUUGGUGAUAGUAAUUGGCAGAAUGUUGCUUCUGUUUUAGAACGGCGGACGGGAACCCAGUGCUCGAAUAGAUGGAAAAAAUCAAUUUGUCCUGUGAGGAAAGGGAGCUUUACUCUCAAGGAGGAUGAACGCCUUACAGUAGCAGUCAUGCUGUUUGGCCGGAAAUGGAAUCAAAUAGCCAAAUAUGUUCCUGGCAGGAUCCAAUCUCAGUGUAGGGACAGAUACCUUAAUAGUUUGGAUCCUUCUUUGAAAUGGGGUGGGUGGACUGAGGAUGAGGAUUUAAGAUUAGAAGCUGCAAUCACCAAGUAUGGAUAUUGCUGGUCUAAGGUUGCGGAAUAUGUGCCUCUCCGCACCGAUUCCCAAUGCCGAAAAUGGAAGGUGAUAUGUCAUGAACAAGUUCCUCUGCUUCAAGAAACAAGAAAGCGGCAAAGGUCUCUUCUUGCCGGUAACUUUGUCGAUCGAGAAUCUGAACGUCCAGCCCUUACACCGAAUGACUUUAUUCCUUUACGAAUGGUAGCUUCACCAUCUGAUGUUGGUGCGAAAAUCUCCAAAGGAAGCGGAAGAGACAGUCGAGAUAAACAGGUUGAUCGAGAUAUCAUGGUCUGCAAGCAUGGAGUUCAGAUGCUUGAUUAUGCUAGUUGAGCUGAUGUCAUGUUAUCUUAUAUUGUGAAUAAGAUUUAGUUUCUUUAUGUUUUCAAUUGUUAGCUCAACUUAGUAUUAAUAACUUGGAUUUUUGUAAUCCUAUUUAUGUAUUCGGACGAUAUGUAAUGAAAUUUAAUGUUUCCCGAUUCAGUUAUGUACACUCUUGUCGAUAUUCUAGAUAAAUUGACAUGGCAUGUUAUACUGCACAAUGAAUAAGUUCUGUAUAUAUAAUAGAAUAUAAUUUUGUAUAAGCUUAU
This is a messenger RNA of Trifolium pratense (red clover), 3661 nucleotides long. RefSeq names its product myb-like protein L. Lineage: Eukaryota; Viridiplantae; Streptophyta; Magnoliopsida; Fabales; Fabaceae. The record is from RefSeq and is a predicted model, not a curated record. The coding region runs from base 2478 to 3404 and encodes 308 amino acids. The transcript has 16 exons.